CAGCGACACUCCCCGCUUUCGUUUUCGCUGGGAACUUCGUCCCGGAACUCCCGCCGUUGCGGCUGUCACGGUUUAAGCUGGGGGUUCGGUCCAAUAUGGCGGCGGACGGAUGGAAAUACUGAUGACAGUCCGGAAGAUCGCCUCGAUUUGUACGAUGGGCGCCAAUGCCUCUGCUUUGGAGAAGGAGAUUGGACCAGAACAGUUUCCUGUAAAUGAACAUUACUUUGGAUUGGUGAAUUUCGGCAACACCUGCUACUGCAACUCAGUGCUACAGGCGCUGUACUUCUGCCGGCCGUUCAGGGAGAAGGUGCUGGCUUACAAGAUGCAGCCGCGGCGAAAGGAGAACCUGCUCACCUGCCUGGCCGACCUGUUCAACAGCAUUGCCACGCAGAAGAAGAAGGUGGGCGUCAUCCCGCCCAAGAAGUUUAUCUCCCGGCUGCGGAAAGAGAACGAGCUCUUCGACAAUUACAUGCAGCAAGAUGCGCACGAGUUCCUCAACUACUUGCUCAAUACCAUCGCCGAUCUCCUGCUGGAGGAGAAGAGUCAGGAGAGGCAGCAGAACGGCAAGCUGGUGUCCAACGGCGGAGGGGGCGGCAGCGGGAACGGCCCCGAGGCGGAGGAACAAGAGAGAACUCAGCAGACCUGGGUCCAUGAGAUCUUCCAGGGCACGCUGACCAAUGAGACCCGGUGCCUCAACUGCGAAGCGGUCAGCAGCAAAGAUGAGGACUUCCUCGAUCUGUCGGUGGAUGUGGAGCAGAACACCUCCAUCACGCACUGCCUCAGAGGGUUCAGCAACACAGAGACGCUGUGCAGCGAGUACAAGUACUACUGUGAGCAGUGUCGGAGUAAACAGGAAGCCCAGAAGAGGAUGCGGGUGAAGAAGCUGCCCAUGAUCCUAGCUCUGCACCUGAAGAGGUUCAAGUACAUGGACCAGCUGCACCGCUACACCAAGCUGUCCUACCGCGUCGUCUUCCCGCUGGAGCUGCGGCUCUUCAACACGUCGGGGGACGCCACCAACCCCGACCGCCUCUACGACCUGGUGGCCGUGGUGGUGCACUGCGGCAGCGGGCCAAACCGAGGUCACUACAUCACCAUCGUGAAGAGCCACGGCUUCUGGCUUCUGUUUGAUGACGACAUCGUGGAGAAAAUCGACGCCCAGGCCAUCGAGGAGUUCUACGGACUCACUUCAGACAUCUCGAAGAACUCCGAGUCCGGUUACAUCCUCUUCUAUCAGUCCAGAGACUGAAGCAUGGUGGCGGCCACCGGGCAGGACACUGCUUCCUUCUGGGGCCAGUGCAGUGCAGUGCAGGGUAAGUGCCAGAGAUCAGGUCGUCUCACUGGAGCAGUGCAGGUCCUCUGAGUCAGGGAGAUGGUGACCAGAGGGUGAGCCUCUACGCCCUGCACUGGAUUUUGUAGUUGGCCUGUUGCGUCACCCUCCGCUGUGAGCUCAGACGGGCUCUACAGUGUGGCUGCUGCUCGAGGGCUGCACUGGGUGUUAAACCGAGGGAUACCCAUGAGGAACAUUUCUCUUUGUGUGUGAACUGCACCAACACUGGGAGGUGUGCACUGGGUUAAUUGCCACGACGAGGGUCCACUGCAGACGCAGUGUAGCGCCGGCCAAGGCAGGGGAGCCGGUCAUCCCAACUGCGGACACACGCACAUGUCGAACAUGCCCACGUCUGCAGUGUGCCGGCCAC
This is a messenger RNA of Brienomyrus brachyistius, 1697 nucleotides long. RefSeq names its product ubiquitin carboxyl-terminal hydrolase 12-like. Gene Ontology annotation, molecular function: cysteine-type endopeptidase activity; cysteine-type deubiquitinase activity. The record is from RefSeq and is a predicted model, not a curated record. Gene Ontology annotation, cellular component: cytosol; nucleus. Gene Ontology annotation, biological process: protein deubiquitination. NCBI's taxonomy places the organism in Eukaryota, Metazoa, Chordata, Actinopteri, Osteoglossiformes, Mormyridae. The transcript is spliced from 9 exons. The coding region runs from base 110 to 1246 and encodes 378 amino acids.